Echinostoma caproni is the source of this 255-nucleotide messenger RNA. The record is from the annotation of a GenBank genome assembly. NCBI's taxonomy places the organism in Eukaryota, Metazoa, Platyhelminthes, Trematoda, Plagiorchiida, Echinostomatidae.
AUGCAAGACUGUUUUGCUUUCGGCAUUCAACCCAGCCAAGCCGGUUCUAUUCUGGGUGCCACGUUCCUCGAGGGAUUCGAGGUAGAGUUCGAUCGUGCUAACAUGCGGGUUAUCGCUAUUUUGAAUCUCAGUCAUUCAGAGGUAUGCUAUAAAUCUCGAGUUGUGCAUGACACUGGGGACUUUCGAAUUCGUAGCAGUUUGCAUCAAACUCCGAUUGAGAUCAAAUCGGAGGGCGAUGAGCCAACCAAUCAAUAG